Molecule: messenger RNA, 1096 nt
Organism: Candoia aspera
Lineage: Eukaryota; Metazoa; Chordata; Lepidosauria; Squamata; Candoiidae
Gene: YBEY
Product: ybeY metalloendoribonuclease
Exons: 5
Coding region: 551-1048 (165 amino acids)
Biological process (GO): rRNA processing
Molecular function (GO): metalloendopeptidase activity
Source: RefSeq, a predicted model, not a curated record
CACCCAUCUUAAAGCGGCCAAGGUUGAGAAAUACUGGGUUAGAGCAUCCACGAUUACUUUCUAAAUUACAGUCGUCUCCUCGCAACUUUUAAUAGCGGGCUCGUAUACACUGACAGAGGAAAAUGUUCUGAACAUUAAAUUUAAAUAAGUAAAAUCUCAAAAAAUAAAAGGGAGGGUUAGGUAGUCCUGUUUUUCCAUCUCUGUUUUUUCGGUGGAAGAGCGCGGCUCAGGCGCAACAAUGAUAACGUUUGGGAGUUCAUUCUCUUUUAUCGCCAAUCGACUAUCAUAAAGAUGGGGAGGACAGAACUGUCGCCUCUGCGCUGUAAUCCUUUUUUAUGUCUAGAGUUUAAAAUUCUGUCAUUAUAGAUGCUGUCAUCAAUUGAAAAACAGAUCUGAAAAGGGCUGUCUCGGGACCGCGCUCUGGGGAAGAAGCCCGAAGGACGGAUCUGGUGGGUUGGGGUACGGAAUCCGCGACCAGCCGCUGAUACUCCGCGACAUUUUUUACGAGCUGAGAAAAGCUUUGUGAACUGUGUAUUCACCAUUUUACAAGAUGAGCCUUAUCAUGCGCAAUUUGCAGAGAGUUAUUCCAAUCAGGAGAGUCCCACUUCGCAAGAACAUAGAACAACUCCGUUCUAUUUUGGGUGUGCAAAAGUUUGAUCUUGGUGUAAUCUGUGUUAGUAAUACAUAUAUACAGCAGCUCAACAGAACUUACAGACAGAAGAAUAUCCCUACUGAUGUGUUAUCUUUUCCUUUUCAUGAGAAUCUGAAAGGUGGAGAGCUGCCCCAGCCUUGUAUUCAAGAUGACUACAAUUUGGGAGACAUUUUUCUAGGAGUAGAAUAUAUCUAUCAACAGUGUGAGAAGAACCAGGAGGAUUAUAACAGUAUUCUUACUGUGACAGUUGCCCAUGGCAUGUGCCACUUACUUGGUUAUAAACACAGUACAGAAGCAGACUGGCAACAAAUGUAUGAAAAGGAAACACAAAUUCUGCAGGAGCUAAGCAAAUUGACAGGCACAAACUUUGAACCUCUGUCAAAACACCAUUUCUAGAUGGUGUAUUUAUACACUGCUUCAUCAAAAUAAAUGUCCUAUUUUAUU